UCUUCAUUUCGUAAUUCUCCUUUCACCAUCGUCCAUGGUUAUGGUUAUGGUUAUGGCUGCUCUUGCAAAACGACAGCUGAAAUUUGGGAUCUUUUUAGCUUUCAGUUCCAGCUGAUCAUGAUCAUCAUCUGUUAGUUAUACUGCAGGCCAGAAAUCUAAUUUGCUCAAAAAUUUAUAUGUUUUGCGGUAUCUGCAAGGAGGGGAGGAUUACAUCCAAGUUAAUUAUGAGUUACAGUUGAUAUGAAUAUUUCGAAUUUAAGAGAAUCGUCAGAUGUUACGCGAAAACAAGAAGGCACGAAUUCGAAAGAUGGUAGCAAGAUUAGCCCUAAACCUAAUUUGACGACAUCAUCGUGGACAAAAUUGAAAGAUCCAAGAAUCGUUCGAGUUUCAAGAGCUUUUGGUGGGAAAGACCGACAUAGUAAAGUUUGUACGGUGAGAGGGUUAAGGGAUAGGCGAGUGAGACUAUCGGUUCCGACUGCUAUUCAAUUGUACGAUCUUCAAGACCGACUCGGGCUUAAUCAACCGAGUAAAGUUGUUGAUUGGCUGCUCGAUGUGGCUAAGCAUGAAAUCGAUGAACUCCCCCCUCUCCAAAUGCCAUCCGGGAACUAUGGUCAAGGGCUUCAAGCAAUGAUCAAUCUUGCUUCUCAUCCUGGUAUGAUUAGUACCCCUCAGAUACCUGAGAAUUCUGAACGGCUGAAAACCAAUACAAAUUGGGAGGAUUACUGGAAUCCCGAUAAAUCUAAGGAGAAAGAUGAUUAUCCGGGAAGCAAGAACGAUCAUGAUCAUGGGGCGCCGAUCUUACUUCAAUCUAGUAAUUCAUCUAUGUUCACAAAUGGUGUGCAAACUGGUUCUAUCCUCAAAUGGAAUCCUUCAAAUUUAUCUUUGUCACAAUUCGGAAGCUAUGGAUCGAUGGCAACUCAUCAACACGAAGAUACGCUUAACUUCAACAUCAACGUAUCCGGAUCUCAACUUCUUGCCUACCCACCACCGUCUCACGAUCACCAUAAACAACUAAACUUAGAGAUGUUGAGCCCUUCUUCUUCAAGCUCUCAUAAUCCUUUAUCUUCAUCUCUAUAUACAAUCAAUCAAGGGAUGAGGCCUUUUCACUUGAGUAUGAACCCUAAGAUGUUUCCUUCUCAAGAAGAUGAACCCGACAAGGGAAAUUGACAUCAACACCCGUAAAACCAAGUGCAAACCUCGAUGGCUCGUAAUUCUUUUUUAUGAUUCUCUUUUCGCCUACGUUCUUAACUAAUAAGAUCGACCACGACUUCGUCUUAUGGUAUGUUUUGGAAUUCGUUUUGUUCACUCGAUAAAUGAAUACAGAUCAGAAACGAAAAAAAGCCUGUAGCUUGAACUUCUGAUUGUAAGAAUCUUGAUAUUUUCUCUACUCUUUCUUGAAGUACUUACAUUAAUUGGUUUCAUUCACAGAUUU
Molecule: messenger RNA, 1432 nt
Organism: Cynara cardunculus var. scolymus (artichoke)
Lineage: Eukaryota; Viridiplantae; Streptophyta; Magnoliopsida; Asterales; Asteraceae
Product: transcription factor TCP17-like
Exons: 2
Coding region: 241-1167 (308 amino acids)
Cellular component (GO): nucleus
Molecular function (GO): sequence-specific DNA binding; DNA-binding transcription factor activity
Source: RefSeq, a predicted model, not a curated record